CGCACGCCGGCCCCCCGCGCCCAGCUGCUGCCGAUCAGGCGCCGAAGCCGCCAGCUUCCCUCCUUCCAUCCCUGCCUCCCUCUACACAUCUGCCGUCCAGAGGGAGGACCUGGUUUGCUUUCCACUCUACAGGAAGAGCACCGACAAUGAGGAAAAAAUAAUGAAUGUCAAAGGAAAAGUGAUUCUGUCUACGCUGGUGGCCUCCACUGUGGUGGUUGUAUUUUGGGAAUAUAUCAACAGCCCAGAAGGUUCCUUGUUGUGGAUCUAUCACUCAAAAAAUCUAGAAGUUGAGGACAGUAUCUCCCAGAAGAACUGGUGGUUUCCAAGCUGGUUUGGCAAUGGGACCAACCAGGAAGAGAACGCAGACAAAGAAAAGGAACACAGGAAAGAAGAUGAUGAGUUGGAGCUCUGGGACUGGUUUAAUCCAGAGAAACGCCCCGAAGUGGUGACAGUCACCGAGUGGAAGGCGCCCAUCGUGUGGGAAGGCACUUUCGACAGAGCCAUCCUGGACAGCUACUAUACCAGGCAGAAAGUCACCGUAGGGUUGACGGUGUUUGCUAUCGGAAAGUACAUCGAGCAUUACUUGGAGGAGUUCUUGACGUCUGCCAACCAGUACUUCAUGGUGGGCCACAGGGUCAUCUUCUACAUCAUGGUGGACGAUGUCUCCCGCGUGCCUAUGAUCGAGCUGAGUCCCCUGCACUCCUUCAAGGUGUUCAGGGUCAAGCCUGAGAAGCGCUGGCAGGACAUCAGCAUGAUGCGCAUGAAGACCAUUGGGGAGCACAUCGCCGCCCACAUCCAGCACGAGGUGGACUUCCUCUUCUGCAUGGAUGUGGACCAGGUCUUCCAGGACAGUUUCGGGCUGGAGACUCUGGGUCAGUCAGUGGCCCAGCUGCAGGCCUGGUGGUACAAGGCCGACCCGAUUAAGUUUACCUAUGAGAGGAGGAAGGAAUCCGCUGCCUACAUCCCCUUUGGCCAGGGUGAUUUCUAUUACCACGCGGCCAUUUUUGGGGGAACUCCCCUACAGGUCCUCAACAUCACCCAGGCGUGCUACGAGGGGAUCCUCCAGGACAAGAAAAAUGACAUAGAAGCCGAGUGGCAUGAUGAGAGCCACUUAAACAAGUAUUUCCUUCUCCACAAACCCACCAAGAUCUUAUCCCCAGAAUACUGCUGGGAUUAUCACAUAGGCGAGACGUCUGAUAUUAAGAUAGUCAAGGUCUCUUGGCAGACCAAAGAGUAUAGUUUGGUUAGGAAUAAUGUCUGACUUGGAAUUGUGCUCCUGGGCUUCUGAAUUCGAGAGAGUAUUAUUCUGGCUACUUAAUCAGAAAAAAAAUCACAUAAUUCUAAUGCCAAGGGAUACUAAUCAAAUACCAGUGGGACAAGUGCAACUUAUUUCUUCCUUUUAACCUCAAGCCUUCUAAUAUGGGAGAAUGAAUUUAUGGGGGUCAGAGAUUAUUUCCCAGUGAUUUUGACUCGAUUUUAGGUUUGGGGGGAGAUGCAAUCAGCUGAACCAAAGGCCAAUUAACAGCCAGAAAUACUCGACAUGUGCCACUGGGCAAGUGGGUGCUACAGCAGGUGUUUCACAAGAAAGUACAAUUGUGGGCACUUGUCUCUUGGGUCUCACUGUCUUCCUGUCUUUGCUGAGUCUCAGGCAACCCAGAGUGGCUUGGCAGCAGGAGAACGGUUGUGAGAACACAGGCCACCUUGGCAAUCCUCAGACUGUUUCUGUAGAAUGUGGCUUCAGACUUCAUGGCAUCCAGGUCCUUUUCUCAUCAGGAUGUUGUUUGGAUAUAUGAAAGAUUGGACUAAGGUUCCCAACAUGGGGGUGGAUGUUUGGAGUCACCGAUGGGCAGUGGGUGCUCAGGGUGAAGUGGAAACAGAGAGUCAAGGAGAGUUUGCCUUGAAACAGCUAAGACGUGUGGAAAGAGAAGGGCUCAUAACGGUGGGGAAAUGCCACUUCGGAGGGGCCUGGGACCUGGAGUUGGUAUUUAAAGCCAUCCGUGCCUUCAAUGGGAAGCCACAUGGGUGGUCUUCAGCCUCCCCCCACCUCCCAUGAAUGCCUAGGGAGCAGUGGGGAAAUCUGAAUGAAAGAUUUCUUGAAUGGCCUGAAUUACAAUGUGUCAGACAGACUCUGUAACUUUUGUCUUAGGGUCUUUGAACAGAGGGUGUUGGAGAAGACAAAUGCUGACAGUGAACAGAAGAAGCUUGCCCAGAGUGAUGUUUCCCUGGCAUGACAUGCAGGCAGGUGGUCAUCAGGACUGGAUUUUGUGGUGGCCUACCAGCUGCUGCUCUUAUCCUCAUUUUACUUGGAAGGCUGACAUCAAGGGAUGGACGAGAGAAGCCCUUUCAUCAAACAGCUUCUCAUUUCCCCUCACCCCACCUGCACUACUGACAUGUCAUAACCAGAUGCCUUUUGUGAAACGGUUCAUUCAUUUCAUUUUAUUACAAAGGCAGGUAUCAGAGGCCCAAGUCCUCUGAUGGAACAGCUUUGAGUUCAGUUCCCUUCUCUAAGAGAAGCUCUAGAAACCUCUAUGAUAUUUAAAGCUCAGCAACUCACUGCAGAGGCAGUUGGGAGGCAACUUUGACCCGUGCACAUAUAUUUAUAUUUUGCUUGUGUUCCUGCGUAGGUCAUUUAUUUUCAUUCUCAAGUGAUUUAUUAGAAUCACCAUUGUGCUGGCUUGGUGUUCAGAACACUGGACCUUUUUGAUAACACGAGAUCUGUGUUUUCCCUGCCAGGGCUCUCCCUGUGCCUCCUACUCUUCACUCCUUGCCCCCCAGAUCUCCCAGCUCCAGGGACUGAGGAGAACUUAAUGGUGGGGGUACCAGGCAUCACCCCACAUGCCAAAUGGGAUCCUAGUAGCAUUGCCAUUGAGAGUCCUUGGCAUCACAACCAAAGUAUGCAUUCUUCAGACAAGACAACCAAAGUGUGUGAGUAGCAAUGGUGUCACCCUAGGCAAGCCCCACAACCAAGUGUGUGCAAGCAUCAGUCCUGGUCAUGACAAUAUCAAAGGACCAUGGGAACCUUAUCACUUGGCCAAUAAAACCCAGUCCAUGUGGAUCCUGAGAGUAAGCGUCAAGAAAGAACAAGGAGACCAACUCCAUCAGUUAGGAGUCUUGUUUCUCUAAAAUUCAACUUGUCUGGGGUCCGUUUACAAGUACAGAGGUUAUAGCCUGAACCAAAGCAGUGUUCUAUCCUCAAAGAACAAGGAGACCAACUCCAUCAGUUAGGAGUCUUGUUUCUCUAAAAUUCAACUUGUCUAGGAUCCAUUUACAAGUACAGAGGUUAUAGCCUGAGCCAAAGCAGUGAUCUAUCCUCAAAGAAUCAAGGACUUUUAUGGAAUCUUGCUUUUAAAAAAAUAAUUUAAAUUUAAAUCCUAAAUCAAUACAUUCAAGACAUUGUUCAUAAUUAUUCUUCAACAUUAAAAAAUCAAAUUUCUGAUUUACAAUCAAAUAAAUUAUUUUUUCAGUAUA
Messenger RNA from Sorex fumeus (smoky shrew), 3468 nucleotides. It is a transcript of the gene GGTA1, whose product is annotated as glycoprotein alpha-galactosyltransferase 1 (inactive). The coding region runs from base 161 to 1261 and encodes 366 amino acids. The transcript is spliced from 8 exons. The record is from RefSeq and is a predicted model, not a curated record. Gene Ontology annotation, biological process: carbohydrate metabolic process. Gene Ontology annotation, molecular function: hexosyltransferase activity. Gene Ontology annotation, cellular component: membrane; vesicle; Golgi apparatus. Lineage: Eukaryota; Metazoa; Chordata; Mammalia; Eulipotyphla; Soricidae.